Molecule: messenger RNA, 645 nt
Organism: Colletotrichum graminicola M1.001
Lineage: Eukaryota; Fungi; Ascomycota; Sordariomycetes; Glomerellales; Glomerellaceae
Product: acetyltransferase
Exons: 1
Coding region: 1-645 (214 amino acids)
Molecular function (GO): acyltransferase activity, transferring groups other than amino-acyl groups
Source: RefSeq, a predicted model, not a curated record
AUGGCAUCUCAAGACUCGACAAAAAUCCCCCUCGAGAUCGUCACUCCAAGGCUGAUCAUCCGCACAGCCGUCCAGUCAGAUGCCGAGGCUUAUCUGAGUUAUCUCACGAAUGCCGACAACUUCCCAUUCCAGGAACCCGAGAAGGACCUGAAGAUUGACAGGCUCCGCACGCGUAUUGACAAAUUCGCCGACUUCACGAGAAAGGGCGAGAACGGCUGGAUCGUCAUUCUCCUCCGAGACACGAAUGAGUUGAUCGGCAACGGCGGUUACAACACCUUUGAGUCCGUUGACCCCUCCGAGUUCCUUUCCGGGACGACGACCCUGCCGCCAGGGGAGAAGCGCAUGACGGACCUCGGCAUCGGCAUAGACCACAAGCACUGGCGCAAAGGCUACGGCCUUGAGGCACUCGAGGGCUUGAUCGAGCAUGCUCGGACAAACUUGGGCUGCGAGCUGUUUAGGACCGAGACGGGCGACGACAACCAGCCAUGGAGGUCGCUGAUGCGUACCGCCGGGCUCGGCGAAUUCGAAGCUCGCAAUAAAGCCAGCUACGACGCCAGUCAGGAGGUCUGGGUGUGGAAAUUCGACGCAGGCCAUUGGAACCAGUCGGUAAACAAGCUUAAGGAAGAUGGGAAAUGGCUCAUUUGA